This is a messenger RNA of Caenorhabditis remanei, 204 nucleotides long. RefSeq lists its product as uncharacterized. The record is from RefSeq and is a predicted model, not a curated record. The transcript has a single exon. The coding region runs from base 1 to 204 and encodes 67 amino acids. Lineage: Eukaryota; Metazoa; Nematoda; Chromadorea; Rhabditida; Rhabditidae.
AUGGAAGUUUUCGAUCGGCAGGAUGUGAUUCAAGUCGUGCUAUUUUUGAAAUCCGGAGAGCUGCAAAAAAUUGAAGUGGUCAAUGCUGGUGACAAGGAAUAUGCGUUAGAUUUGAAUGGAAUUGGUGAACUAGACCAAUGGAAGCUGGCCAUGGAGAUAGAUAAUCACAGUUUUUUGAUUAUGGCGCCAGAAGCUUAUUUCUAA